UGCUUAAACUUAAACCAGAAGUGAAUCUCUCUCCUGUCAGGGACGAAGUGAGCCCGCAGUCGGACUGUGGAGAUCUCGUUUGAUCGCUGUGAACCGAGAGCGGUGUGUCGAAACUAUACCCAGAAGAGAAACGCGCCACAGGCGUGCCGGAUGAAAGGACAGGUACGCCUGAGGUGAUGCAAAGGGAGCUCCGCGUCGCUGUUCCACCUUGCAUUCAGGCACAGCGACUGGCUGGGUGGAAACGAACAAUAGGACACAUUUUUCUUGAAUGAGUAGUGUGAUUACACGUUUUACCGGUGAAGCUCUAGAUUGCUUAACGAGUUUUUGUUGUUUGUUAAGUGCGUGCGUUGUGUCUGCUUGUUUGGACUGGCCCACAUUUCAUGUCACCGGACUUUGUAUGCGGGGAACUGUAGGAACCCAUUCGGCCCCGCCGGUGCACACAAUAGGUCGCUGUGAUGGAGUGGCGCGAGCAGUCCGCGGUCAGCUGCGACGAAGCCUACGUGGAGGCGCAGAGAUGGAUUGAGGCAGUAACCAAGAAAAGAUUCGGGAGCGACGACUUCCGAUCAGCGCUGGAGAAUGGAGUUCUGCUGUGUGAUCUGAUCAACAAGAUCAAGCCUGGUGUCAUCAGGAGGGUUAACAGGCUGCCCACACCUAUUGCUGGACUGGACAACCUCAACGUCUUCCUCAAAGCCUGCAAGAAGCUCGGACUGAAGGAGGCGCAGCUCUUUCACCCAGGAGAUCUCCAGGACUUAUCCACGAGAGUCACAGUCAAGCAUCAAGAGACCAACAGAAGGCUGAAAAAUGUGCUGAUCGCCAUUUACUGGCUUGGUAGGAGAGCUCAGUGUGACCGUUCCUAUGAUGGACCCUACCUGAAUUUUAAGGCCUUCGAGGGCUUAUUGGGCACAGCACUAUACAAGGCUCUGCAGGAAUCGUCCAGUCAGAAAGGCGGCAACGUCAGAGACAGCGGUUUUGGAGACAGCUGGUGCUCAGAGCGAGAGGAGCUCUUCCAACUGAGAGAGGGAGGAGGAGGAGGAGGAGGACACAGGAGAGACGACUCCCUGGACAGCUUGGACUCUUUGGGCUCCCGACCCCAGAUCAUCUCAUCUGACACCACUCUUAAAGGCAGCAGCAAGGGUUGUUGCAGCGACACCGAGGCCGACUCCGUCGUCAGGAUGGCCGAGAACAAGAGCGGUCUCAGUUACCGCCGGUCAGUAACCCUCACGCCCAAGGCCAGCUCCCAGUUUAACCAGUUCCUGCCCACUAAAGACAAACCCUCGGCCUACGUGCCCGCUCCGCUGAGGAAGAAGCGGGCCGAGCGCAAUGAGGACAGCCGGCGCAGCUGGGCCAACCCCACGUACACGGAGGAGGAAGCCACACUCACCAGACAGCAGCAAGCGCAAGAGAGUAUCGACGGGAGUAAAUCAACAAGCGAUAUCCAGGUGGACCCCAACAUUGUCCAGCAGUUUCGCUACGAGGAGCUGCAGAAGCACCGCGAGCAGACAAAGGACACUGAGGAUCAGUGGCAGGAUGACCUGAGCAAAUGGAAGAACCGGCGCAGGAGUGUCAACUCUGAUAUAGUGAAGAAGAAAGAGGAGAGGGAGAAAACAGAGGAGAGCAUGUCCAGCAGCAGAAGAUCCAAGACCUUCAAGGAGAUGCAAGAGGAGAGAGAAAAUAAAGGAAAAAACAGCGUUGGUGGUCGCAUUGGAUCUCUGUCUUACCUGGACGGCGAAGACGUAUUUGACAAACCCGUCAUUUCUCCUCGUACCCGAGCCCUCCCCACCAGAAGCUACACCAUUGACACUCCUUACUAUUCUUCUGAAUCCCCGGAGCGUCCUCGGAAAGAGGACAAACCCCCCUCCGCCUCCCUGACUACUGGCAGGGCCGCUUCCCCUCCCACCUCACAGGGAGUUGACACUGUGGACAGUCCUGCAGGCAGCGACGCCACCACCAUCACUCCCACCAGCCGCAGCUUUUUCCACAGGUCCCGAUCUCCGGCAGCAGCAGCACCUUCACUGAGUUCAGUCUCAGAACGCACCGGCACAGUCAAGGCAGUGGAGACUGUGGCCGCCGUCUCCUCCUCAAGCUCCCAGCAAAAGUUGCCCGAGCCGAGGCGCCCAUUGUCGGGAGCACAGACUGAGGCGGGGGCCCCCUCCUCCGGUUCUCUGUACAAACAACGACCACAGCCCAGCUCAAUGGAACCCAAGCCUCCCGGGGUGUCUCGGGUUUCUGCCUCCCUCCCCAGGAGCUACCAGAGACCGGAUAGCACGCGCCUGACCUCGGUUGUCGCGCCAUGGCCCUUCGGGACCCAGUCGUCCCGCCUCACUUCUCUUCCCCGACCCUUUACAGUGGAACCCCAGAAGCGCGUCAACGGCGACGCCGUCGCUCCCAAGAAGUCGGCGGUGCCGAGCCGCUAUCACCAGUUCAUGACCUCUGAGGACGAGCAUCAGUCUCAUUCCAGCUCGGCCCACAGCACCGAGGACGAGGAGGAGGAGGAGGAGGAGGACAAGACCACGAUGAAGACUGUCUCACCCGUCCCUCCUCAGGUCAAGACCGAAGCCCCAUUCAGUCCUGUUCCAGCCAAAGAAGCCAGCCAGGAGAACUACUGUGAGAUGCGGGUCAGCCUGAACCAGAAGCCCAACAGCAGCACAGACUUUGGCUUCCAGGCGGCGUGGGACUCGACAGGAGCUCGCAUCAUGUCCAUCCAGCGAGGCAGCCCGGCAGAGAUGUACCAGCUUCAGGUCGGGGACGAGGUGCUGACGGUGAACGGGCACAAGGUGGCAGAAAUGAGCUACAUCGACUGGAAGUCCUGCAUGGAGGAGGCCCUGCAGGAGGGCAGUCUGAUCAUGGAUAUACGCCAUCAAGGCAGGAACAACUGGAACAGAGAUCAACCUCCCAUGCCAUUUAAAAGCCAUAAGACCGUCAAUCUGACCAGUAUGGAUCAUCCGAUACUUCUAGGUUACCCCGACGCCAACGCCAUCAGCUCCAGCCUGGAUUUCACCUCGCGUGCCUCCAUGGAAAAGCUGCUCCCCAAAGAGGCCACCGCCCACCCAGUCCUCGACGUGGCUUCAAACAGAGUUAAUGGAGGUUUCCGUGAGCAGGCGGUGACCAUGAGGAACAAAGAGUCAGAACCCAUAUCUUUGAAAAACUUAAAACGGAGGUCAGAGUUUUUUGAAAAAGGAGGAUCAGAGUCUGCAAUGCCAGAUAUACCUGUUCCUUCGAUCAACCCGUCCUCCAGCCGCUGGUCUUGGGACCCAGAGGAGGAGCGCAAAAGACAAGAGAAAUGGCAGAAGGAGCAGGAUCGCCUCCUACAGGAGAAAUAUAAACGCGACCAGGAGAAGUUGCAGGAGGAGUGGCUCAAGGAUCAGGAGGAGGUUGCCAAGAGCGUUGACCAACAAGAGCCGGGGAGCCUGGGGGUGAGCAGACGCGGCGUCGGCCCACUCUCGGCCCUCUCUCCCGUCGGCCAGCCCCCCGCUCCUCCGUGGGAGGAGCAGGAGAGAAAGCAGAAGGAGGAACAGGAGCGCCAAAGGCAGGCGGAGGAGAGGAGGAAGAGGGACAAGGAGGAGCGCGAGCUGCGGCAGCUCCAGGAGGAGAGGGAGACAAAAGAGAGGCAGGAGGAGGAGGAGAGGAAGAGGAGGGUGGAGGAGGAGCUGCAGUGGCAGAGGAGGAGGGAGGAGGAGAGGGAGGAGGAGAGGAGGCGGCAGGAAGCUGUGGAGCAGCAGCGCAGGGAGCGGGAGAGAGCCUUGGUAGAGCAGCAGCAGCAGCAGCAGCAGCAGUGGAAGAAGUCUAAAUCAUCUCCCCAGCUUGAUGAAGAGGAAAAACCUCUGAGAAAAGGUGCGUUUGUGCAGCCGGGGGGUAUGGUUCACCGGCUGCUGCAGGAGCAGGCCAGGAGCGCGCUCGACAAAGAGGCCCGGAGUCAGCGGGCGGCGUCCGAGCUGGAGAUGGAGAGGAGGAACAUCCUCAACGCCAUGAGAUACAGAGAGCCAGAGAGAGUGACGGGCAGCGGGGUGGGUGAGAAGAAGGGUCAGCAGUCGGCAUCGCAGGCGGAGCUGGAGCGCCAGCAGAUCCUGAACGAGAUGAAGAAGAAGACUCCGAUGCUGAUGGACAAAAGUUGGAUCCGCCAGCGCUCCUCCACCACCACCGCUGCCACCGAUGAGUCCGACGUGCCGCCCAUGCGCAGAGGUGAGUCUCUCGACAACUUGGACGCCUCCUACAACUCCUGGCGCUCGUCGUGGACGCCCAGGAGCAACACUCACGCCCAAAACUACACUCGGCCUAACUCGGCGCUCUCCGGCAGCACUCCCUUUUACGGCGGCGUGUCGUCGGGGGCCCAGCGGCCCGGCUCCUCCACCCUGCCUUCCUCCUACUCCAUGGGCUCCCUGCGAGCCGGGGCGGGAACCCCCUCGUCCCCUUGGUCCCGGCAGUCGCCGUCCCCCUCACCGUCCUCUCCGUCACCCGCAACCUCCCCAGAGCCCACGUCUGAGGCAGGCGCCCCUCAGCAGCGGAACAGGUCAGUGAGUGGCAAGAAAAUCUGUACGUUCUGUGACACCCCGCUGGGAAAGGGAGCGGCCAUGAUCAUCGAGUCCCUCGGGCUCUGUUAUCAUUUGGGCUGCUUUAAGUGCAUCGACUGCAAGUGUGACCUCGGAGGGUCGGCAGCCGGCGCCGAGGUCAGAAUACGGAACAAGCAGCUCUUCUGUAACACCUGCUACGUGCGAUUCAAAGCUGGCCAGCCAACCACUAUGUGACGUGACUGUACUCCAGCAGAUUGAUGAAGAGACUACAUGUGACAACAACCCCUGAGCCCCUUACCCCUUAACGUGUGCAUCGAAGCCACUGCAAACAGCCGGGGACACCUGGUCUGGACAUACUUCCAUUUAUGGCGACAGAAAUUUCCGGUUGACUCAAAUUAUAAUCCGUUUAAUUUUUAAUUUUCAGUGUAUGAUUGAGAGGGUAAGCUUGCAAAGAAGUUAUCUACUUUAACGUGUCUAUAUCUUAUUAAGUGUUACAGUUGUACAAAAUGUAAGGGUUCUGCAUGCAUCCGCAAGUUUUGAUGUUUUAGCCACGAAACUAGUCAAAGCGUUAAAUUGUCGAUAAGAUUAUUGAGGCAAAUCUUUGUAAUGACAGAUUUUUAGAGAUCUUGAGAGAUAUUUCGAGGUUUCAAUCUCGUCUCACUCUUGCUUCUUCUUUUUUCCGCUGAGUCUUGUGGUAUUAACAGGUCUGUCGACCAAUGUAUUCUCGUCGCGUCUGUGUGCCUUUUCAUUGGUGGGAUUAGCAAUUAAGAUUAUUAGGAUCCUUUCAAAGCAUAUUUAAAACCGUCUGCUUGGAUAGCAGCUGUUUGCAGUUUUCACUGAUGGAUGGAGGAGUUGUACACACAAGCAGGUUUCCAUGUGAAGAUUAUAUCGCACUAACUGGAUCGAGGCAAACAGUAACAUUUGUAAAUAAAAUGACUAAAUGCUCA
Molecule: messenger RNA, 5455 nt
Organism: Anarrhichthys ocellatus (wolf-eel)
Lineage: Eukaryota; Metazoa; Chordata; Actinopteri; Perciformes; Anarhichadidae
Product: LIM domain only protein 7
Exons: 29
Coding region: 456-4742 (1428 amino acids)
Biological process (GO): regulation of signaling; regulation of cell adhesion
Molecular function (GO): protein binding
Source: RefSeq, a predicted model, not a curated record